GGACUGGCUGUGUACGGAGUAUGGUCACAGGACAGUGCUCAGCUCAGCUGUGUCCAGCAGUGAAACAUGUGAGCAUAGGUAUCAAGAUGCUGAAGAAGUCAAAAGCGUAGGUCUUGGCAGCUUUGCCCUGUUUGAAAUUUUCGUCAUCCGGGUGCGAUGCCGAGCGCAACAAGCAACCACAGCAAGCCACUCAACUGCCAAUCUGCCCGUCUCCACACACCGGGAGCCACGGUCCCUUCCUCUAAAAGCUUCCAUCUCCUUUCCUGGGACCUGGAACAAAUGCACAACUUCAAAAGCGCAUCUCUUGCACACACUGCACGCACCCCUCGACCUCGAAUCCACAAGCUAACCGUUGCCGCCGAAUUCCUAUCAGCCUCAGCCCAACAAAGGCGGCCCCCUAUGCGACAAGGGAACCGCACGAGCGACCGUUCUCUUCGACAUGUCUAUCUCUCUCGCAUCUGAACCCUAGCUUGUUUUCUUUUUCCCCUACCUUUCCUUGCUGGCCGAAUAUCGACGAGAUUGUUUCAAUUGGGGGGACAUUGCAGUCCUUUGGCGAACAUUGAUUGCCCUUUUGUGACACCGUCUUACACCUGGAAUGCGCGCAGGAACAGCCUCCUGGAAACGCAACACUUCACGAAUUCACUUUCUGCCUCUUUUUGCGACGACGACGACGAAGAAGAAGGUUCACCACACACACACACAAUAGACUUUUGUGGGGCAACCAUCAUUAAGAGCAACCUACCGGGAUAGAGAUUUCCUUUUUGCUCUGGAGCUUGCCUCCGUUGAGAUUUUCCUUUCAAAAUGUCGGCGCAACAGUCUCACACACCCCAAAACGCGACAGCAGAAACACAAACCGAGACCAACACCCCCACCAGGUCAACAACUGUUGCUACGAUGGCGCCACCACCACCAGAUCAGCUCGGCCCGACGACCUACGUUCGUUCGUUCAUCUCACAACCAGUAACGGCUGCUUUCAUGGCUGGCGGAGUGGCGGGUGCUGUGUCGAGAACGGUGGUGUCACCUCUCGAGCGCCUCAAGAUUCUGUUCCAGGUCCAGAGCGCGGGGAGGGACGCAUACAAGCUCAGUGUGGGCAAAGCGUUGAUGAAGAUGUGGAAGGAGGAGGGCUGGCGCGGGUUUAUGAGAGGCAAUGGCACGAACUGCAUCCGCAUCGUGCCUUACUCGGCCGUCCAGUUUGGGAGCUAUAAUUUCUAUAAGAGGAGGUUCUUCGAGAGACAUCCCGACGACAGCCUGACGCCCCUGUCCCGCCUGACGUGCGGUGGCAUUGCUGGUAUUACCUCUGUUACUGUUACCUACCCGCUCGACAUCGUGCGAACAAGACUCUCGAUUCAGUCCGCGUCCUUUGCCGAGCUGGGUGAAAGACCAAAAAAGCUUCCGGGCAUGUGGCAGACCAUGGCGGUUAUGUACAAGACUGAGGGUGGAUUUCCUGCCUUGUACAGGGGUAUCGUUCCGACGGUGGCUGGUGUUGCGCCAUACGUCGGUCUGAACUUCAUGGUCUACGAAUAUGUCCGGCAAUACUUGACACUGGAAGGCGAGCAGAACCCCAGCCAUGUUAGGAAACUGGCCGCUGGUGCGAUCUCUGGCGCCGUUGCGCAGACAUGCACAUACCCAUUGUAA
Messenger RNA from Podospora pseudocomata, 1635 nucleotides. RefSeq lists its product as uncharacterized. The transcript has 3 exons. Gene Ontology annotation, biological process: adenine nucleotide transport; transmembrane transport. The coding region runs from base 802 to 1635 and encodes 277 amino acids. The record is from RefSeq and is a predicted model, not a curated record. Lineage: Eukaryota; Fungi; Ascomycota; Sordariomycetes; Sordariales; Podosporaceae. Gene Ontology annotation, molecular function: nucleotide transmembrane transporter activity.